AUGUAAGACACGAAGUGAGUUGAUAUUACAAAGUAGAGGAAAAUAAAGAAUAAUACCGAUAUUACUUUCUUGGUUUACUGGAAAAAUGGAGGAUCAUAGCACUCACAUGUCAAGGUAUAAGUUUAAACAAUAAUAGCUCUAAAAAAUUAUCAGUUUUUACACAAAAAUUAAAAAUGAAUCGCGGGCAGCAGGAUUCCGAAGAGCAGGGCUCUCUAUCGGAGUACACGUAUACCUAUGGUAGCUCCACCUCAAUGGACAGGAGCACCAUUACCUUCAUUCAUCGACCUGAGAUCAUAGCCAAGGCUGGAACCAAACUGAAGCUGAUAGCCCUCUACGCCGAUCAUGAGUGCUUGUGGAAUCAGUUCCACAAGGACUUUUUCAAUCUGCCCCUGAAGGAUCGCAUUUGGGAGGCGAUUGCUGAGGAAAUGAAACCGGAUUCACCUCCUGAUUACUGGAAGCAUAUGAUAUACCGGCUUCGGUAUAGUGUGUCACUGCAGCGCAUCCAAGCGAUGGCAGCGAAGCACAUGGGCCAGACCCAAUCGAAAAAACUGUUCUACUCUGACAAUUUCCAGUUCUUAAAUCACAUGUUUAGUCGCGAAAAGAAGGAGCCUUCCAAGGAUCUUUCUUUGUAUGCUCCGUCGUCGGGAGUCACCCUAGAAAGGAAGUCGUCAAGAGGAGCAAAGCCCGUUCGCGAGCAACCUAAGCCGCGUGUCUCCAUCAUUAAGAAAAUGGCAACAUUCGAUCAACUGCGAAAUCACAGGCAUUCCAACUUGGUCCUCUCCCAGGAGGCGUUCCACAAAAUGCAGAGGGUAACCAGCGAAGGAGUCAAAGUAUUUGGCAAGACGAAGGCAAAGGGCAAAGGCAACAUUAAGGGGGUACAUGGAACUCCAAAAGAUCAUUAAAUAGCUUUUUCGUUUUAUUACAUUUCUUGUAUCAUCAUAA
This is a messenger RNA of Drosophila ananassae, 942 nucleotides long. RefSeq lists its product as uncharacterized. The record is from RefSeq and is a predicted model, not a curated record. NCBI's taxonomy places the organism in Eukaryota, Metazoa, Arthropoda, Insecta, Diptera, Drosophilidae. Bases 174 to 902 code for a protein of 242 amino acids. The transcript has 2 exons.